Messenger RNA from Microbotryum saponariae, 831 nucleotides. Lineage: Eukaryota; Fungi; Basidiomycota; Microbotryomycetes; Microbotryales; Microbotryaceae. The record is from the annotation of a GenBank genome assembly.
AUGUACUUCCAGUCGACGCUCAUCGUCUUGUGCUCGCUCGCUUCGGUCGCGUUCGCCGCCAUGAGUCAGGGAGGUCAGUCCAAGCGUCCGUUGAGAGAUUGAGGUUGCUGCGGUGUAUUUUGGGGCCGGCAUUUGCACUGAGCGAUGCGUACCACUCACAGAUCUCAACUUCACACGCGACUACAUCGUGGCCUACAGCCCAACCCUCUACAACAGAACCGAAGAUUUCUGUCAUGCCUUCCGUGCAGUCGUGAGUUCAGUGUUCGUGCAGGCACCGCCUUCGAGGCCAGAGACUUCGGGGCCCGAUCGGUGGGCAGUCGCGUGCUUGAUGUAAUGUACUGACGCGUAAUAAAUCCCUGUUCAUUUCGUUUUUUAAAGUGUGUCGAAAUUGCUGGGUCCAAAAAUGAACAUCACCAACUCGAUUGGUGAGUUGCACUCCUUCAGAAAGCCCGGAGAUCCUCGCAGCCUCGCUUGCUGACUGCGGACCGCCUCCUCCUUGGUGCAACAGCGUCUUUUCCCAAAAAGGUCCCCGAAUCCAUGCCUUCUGUGGCGGGAUCACCAAGAAUCCUACGGGUGGUUGGACCAGAGGCCAACCGGUGUUCGAUCAUGUGAGUCGAGUCUCGAGAGCUUUGUCAAAGUCUGGAAUGUACACUCGUUUCGAUUUCUCUGUCAGCUGACAAUUGGGAUCGCCCUACCACCGCAUUCUGAUUGACGUUCUCACCAAAGACCCCGGAGGCCGCCAAGGAAAUCAACGCAACGAUCAAAGGACAACCUAUGGGCAAGACGGCUUGCCUCAAGUUCAAGAAGAAGCACUCGCCCAUCGUCUGUUGA